This is a messenger RNA of Osmerus eperlanus (European smelt), 4718 nucleotides long. RefSeq names its product coiled-coil alpha-helical rod protein 1 (gene cchcr1). The record is from RefSeq and is a predicted model, not a curated record. The coding region runs from base 128 to 2767 and encodes 879 amino acids. Gene Ontology annotation, cellular component: centriole. NCBI's taxonomy places the organism in Eukaryota, Metazoa, Chordata, Actinopteri, Osmeriformes, Osmeridae. The transcript is spliced from 19 exons. Gene Ontology annotation, biological process: protein export from nucleus; cell differentiation.
GACCAGCAAUGCAAACAGGAAGCGUAUCGUUACCAUGAACACAACUCUGUGUUUGAAAUCAUGGCGCUUCUACGAGGUUUCACCCACUGCUAGAUUUGCUGUCACUUUAACUGCAGUAUAAAGUACAAUGGAGAGACCCAAAGCAGAUGAAAAGCUCAAUGCUCCUUGUGAUUUUGUGGCGUCAACCGCUACAAUGGCUGACCACAAGGACUUGAUGACCCCAUCCCAUUUCACAGCAAGCUCUCAGUCUACCUCCAUCACGGUGCCAGGUGCCAUAAGGGGACCAGGGACAACACCGCUUACGUGGGUAAAUCCUGCCCCAACAACAAAAACAAUGGAUCCAUGGCUUGCCAUCAACCAGGCCAAGCAGGAAAUCCUCGAAUUGCGCAAGGAAAACCAGAGGAUCAUGAUGCUACAGGGAGAUGGAUCAAGAAGGGGGCAUGCUACGGGUGGUUGUGCAGACUCCAGAACAAGUCACAGGUCCGGGGAGAGGGGUGACACGUCGAGAUGGGAGACAGAGUGGAGACUGGACAUGGAGAGGCUGAGGGCUGAGUCAGAGAGACUCAGGGGGCAGGUGGAGGCUCUGAAAGAGGCUGCAGGGAGGCAGAGGGAAGAGAUGCGAGAUAAGGAAAGCUACCUAAACAGGCAGAGUCUCGAAAUGGAGGCGGCGCGUGAGGAGUUAUGUAAGACCAAGGCUGAACUUGGCAUCAUUAGUGUGGAGCUCAAUCUGAAGAGGGAAGAAAAGGAGAGGGUCAGCGCUCAGCUGGGGAGAUUGGAGAGGGAGUCAGGGGAGGAGGUGGAGAGGCUGAACAGGGACGUGGAGCGGAGCAGGUUGGAGGCUCAGAGGCUGACCGCAGAGGUCGAGGCCGCCCACCUAAAGGCCGGGGCGGAGGCCAAGGAGCACGCUUCGAAACUGAGACGGCAACUGGAGGAGUUACAGAGGAGACAGGAAACAGAGUUGCAGCAGUUGACUUCGACCCAUAGUACAGAGAUGGCUUUGGUGAGACAAACCAACUCUGAACUGCAGGCCAGACUGUGUGUCCUGACCCAGGAAGUGACUCAGCAGAAGAGCAGUCUACUGGACGUGUUUGCAGAAAGAGACGGGUUGAACGAGCAACUCAGCCAAAUGGGAAAGGAUUUUGAGACCCAGUCGGCUACACUGCAGAGUCUGAGAAAUUACAUUGGGGAACUUUCCCCUGAGAAAGGAGAGGAGGAUAAAUUGACAGAAACAAUUAAGAGGCUGCAAAGAGAGAAGGAGGCUCUACAGGUGACCACAGAACUAUUGACUGUUAGACUCAACUCUGUGAACGACAUAUUGGCUCUGCAAGAGGAGGAGAUGAUGGAGAAGGCCGGCUCAGAGACGCUACUUAAGGGCUCUUCUAAAGGAGCCAGGGUGCUACGUUGCUGGAGGGAGAAAGUCUUCACCUUGUUGGUCCAGCUCCGCUUGAAGGACUUGGAAACGAGAGGAGAAAAGGAGAAACUUCACUCAGCGAUGUCGUCCCUGGAGCGGCAGGUCAAGGAGGAGAAGCGCCAGGCCGGUGUGUUCCAGCACGCCCUGCAAGACCGGGCCGCCGAGCUGCACCUGGAGAGGGUGGCCAGGCAGGUUGUUGAGCAGGACUUAGCCAGUACCCAGACGGAGAACGCAGAGCUGAAGACUUGUCGUCAAGAGGCGGGAAUGGGACUGAACACCAUGACAGAGGCAGUCCAGAGAUUCAGCCUGGCAUUCGAGGCCAAGAUCGCUGAGCUAGAGAGCGCCCAGUCACGCCUCAACAGUCACAGCCAGAGACUCACCUUUGCCAAGCGAAAGGUGGACACAAUUCAAGGGCUGAUGAUGAGGAGGGAGGCCCUACGGAGGAUCCACCAGCAGCCUCCCAAGCCGGCCGACGUCGUCUCCGAAGGGAGCCGUCUCGGAGACCUGCGGGCAGAGCUGGCCCUGGUGUGCGAGGAGAGAGACAAGCUGGCGCAGGAGCUUAGGAGGACCCCGGACCUCGUCCAGAACGCCCUCGCCGACCUCCACGAGCGGUUCGGGGCCAAGGUGAGUCAGCUGAGCGGGGCCGUGGAGCAGAGCAGGACGGAGGUCCAGGAGGCGGCGGCAGGGCGGGACGAGGCCCAGAGGAGGCUGCUGGAGGCCCACACACAGCUGGAGGAGGGCAGCCUGCGUCUGGAGCAGAUCAGCGGCCAGCUGCUCGGCCAGCGCCAGGAGAGCGAUCGAGCGCUGUCUGACGUGGAGGAGCGCUGCACCCGGCAGCUGAGGGACAUGGAGACCCAGCUGAACGCGGCCAGGAGGGAGCACAGCAAAGCAGUUGUGGCUCUGCGCCAGGUGGAGAGACACGCGGAGAGAGAGCGGGAGCAGGAGAGAGGGGCCCGGCGUCUUCAGGAGGAGCACAGCGACAGGGAAAUCCGCGAGUUGCAGAAACGACUGCAAGAAAAGGACAAGGACAAAAACCUGCUACUGGUAAAGAGGGCCCGACGGGGGGUCGUAAGCUUGCUGUCGGCCACGGUGCGUGAACGAGGCCUGCUGAGCGAGUAUAAAAGAGCCCGCAGCAGAGCCCUGCAGACCUCCACCGUCCCAGGGGAGCCGGAGAGCCCCCCGGGGACAAUCGCUCACUCCGGUCUGGGAGGCAAAGACGAGCCGCCCCCCAAAGAGUCUCUGCUGAGCAUGCUGGGGGACCUCCAGGCUCUCAGCUCCUCCCUGGCGGAGAGCUCCGAGGACUCUGCCGAGGAAGAGGGGCAGGGCGACGGCGGGAAGGCGGUCGGAGACGCCUGAUUCCGCGCGGCCAAACGGCACGCCGACCUGGAGCCGGGCACGCUCCUUCAGGGUCGAGCCGUCGAGGACUGAACGCGUACUAUUAACAAAAUGCUGAUUGAUGUUCCCCUUUUUAAAAGCGUUUUCUAAGGUUUGCUAAUGCGUCUGAAUUAGUCAGGGCCUGUCAGCUGUGCCUUUGCAGACAACAGCUGCAGAACAAGGCUUUCAUGCCAGCUCUCUGAUUCUAAUUGCCAGCAUGAAAUGCAUUUCUUUCCUUCUUUUAAUUGAGUUUCUCGAGUGUCUUGUUAAGAAGGACCGUAUAUAUACCGUCGAGUCCACUCCCCCCCCCCCCCCCCCCCCCUCCUUAUUUACCAGAACAGUCCAACCGGGAGGAGUUCAUUGCAGGUAGGCGUGUAGCCAGCACUCUCAGAGGCUAAUCAAUAAGUCAAUGGGCUCCUUCCCCGGGCCUCCCAGCAAGGAGCGGCAUGACAGCAAAAUCAACAGAAUGGAUAGCCUCGUUCCAAACAGAACACCGGUGGAGGAGGCUGAGUAACCGGAUGAGUUAUGUCUCUAAGUGCUCCCGAGUUGUAACGCCCAAGCGAGGAUGGACCUCUGCCGACAGUCCCGUAAGCCUUGCUAAUGGUUACGUAUGUGAAACCGCCGGUCGAUUGUGUGGCACCAAAAUAUUCGGUGGGGGUUUUUUUUGGUGUGGUUUCAUCACGUGUAAUAAAUUACCUUCGCAUCUUGACGUCAAACGAGGGCUUUCAUUUGAUUUCCUAUCACAGACACAUCUCUAUUUAGUUGUAUGGCAUGAUGCAGAUAUUUGUUUUGAUAAUUAUCAUGGUUACCUUACAGUACAAGAAUGACAUGAAUUAACAGAUAUGAAUCGGGUAAUAAUAGGAAAUGGACACCUUAACGAGUACAAAGGUACAGGCUGGAUCACAAGAUUGUCAAUAUGUAGAAAUAAACUCGACCCUAGAAAGAGGCGUUGUUAAGAUUUCAGAUUUUCCCUGCUUGAAAAUAACCUGAGGAUUCACAAUCAAGCUUCCCCGUGUCUUACGCACCAGGCAUGCCCAAUUCCCAGGGAUGCAAUUCACUCCAAUCAAAGUGGAAGUAUUUCUACAAUGAAACACCUGCAUGCCGAGAAAGAUAAGCAAGCUCUCCAGAAAACAGCCAUGUGGACAGUAAAUCAGAAGGUGUGAUCAAUGUUGUCAUGAACUGAACAUUGUUUGCUGGUAGGUAAUUACUGAGCGCGUCUUUGGCCAGGAGGGAGGUAAUGUGCAGAUGUGCUAGCUGUGCAAGUUAAAGCAGAGCAUGCUGGGAAGGGUGAUUUGUUUCCCAGAGGGCUGUUCUGUGGCAGGUCUGUCUGAUGAAUGGUGUUUUUAUCUGUCCCUACGUCCUCAUCAGACCCCAGCUCGGAGGCAAUGUUUGGCACGGACCCUUUAUGCCGACCCCCCCCAACACACACACACACACACAGAAACUCACACCCACACACUUACACACACAGAGACUCACACCCACACACAGAAACGCACACCCACACACUUACACACACAGAGACUCACACCCACACACUUACACACACAGAGACUCACACCCACACACUUACACACACAGAGACUCACACCCACACACUUACACACACAGAGACUCACACCCACACACUUACACACACAGAGACUCACUUCAUGGCAGCCUUAUCGGAUGUUAAAGGCUGCCAUUGUUUUACGUGAAGAAUUACAUGUGAUGUCAUUGACAUGCUUCUUGCAUGUCAUUACUGCUCUGAUUUAAGACAUCUAUGAUCUGCCACGAAAAGCAUUGCCCGACUCAGUUUAAUUGUUUUUAUUGAAUGUUGAAUAGCAUGGCAGACUCACUUGUGAAUCAUCUACAAUAUUCUCUUCUUUUUUGUGUGGACAUAUUGUAACAGCAGAUGGCAUUGUUGUCAAAUAAAGAUGGCUCAUGCUGCAAA